This is a messenger RNA of Temnothorax curvispinosus, 603 nucleotides long. RefSeq lists its product as uncharacterized. The annotation marks the transcript as partial. Lineage: Eukaryota; Metazoa; Arthropoda; Insecta; Hymenoptera; Formicidae. The record is from RefSeq and is a predicted model, not a curated record. The transcript is spliced from 6 exons.
UCAAGAAAGAAGAACGAGGUUGUUCCGAGUGAGCUUUGUGACUGCGACCGCUGUUUCGCUGAUCGUUCCAAUGGUUCCAGAGAAGUUUCUCAUUUUCAAAAUUAUUCAGUGCGACGGAAACUUGCGAUGUAGUAUGCUGACCGUACCAUCGAUUAUGUUGCAGCUUAUGUUUCUGGUAAAGCUGUACGCGUGCCAGUUUAACAGUAGCAAAAUCAAAGAUCUCAUUGAUCGUCUGGAUAGCGACUGGAAGAAAUUGGAAGGCGCUGAUGAGCAAGAUAUUAUGAAAACGUAUGCCGCGAAUGCAAGAUUACUUUCUUUGGCAUAUUGCUGUAAGGCCAUGGAGAUAAGUAUGACAGCGAUGGUUGCGCACGAUUGCAUGCUUCUGAUUUGCAUCCAGCACAUCUGCAGCGUCUUCGCGGUGGCUGGAUUUAGAUUCGGAAUUCUAUCACGUAUUGAUCGCAACGACACAAUAAAUAAUGAUGUAUACGAUCAGAAAUUCGCAGUCUCCGUGUAUGCGCAUUGGCGAGCUUUACAAUUCGCGCAGCUUCUUGAAAAGACCUUUUGCGUUUUCUUCGCCGUACAAAUAAUGAUAGUUACAGUAGG